GGGGGCAUGCGGUGCGGAGGGAGAGACCUCGCUGUUUCGUGAAUCGUGGUUACUCUGCCCCUGCCCCACUCUGCCCCACAGUAACCGGCUCCACUACCCUACGUACUGAACGAAUGAAAAUCAAUAUUCUGUAAAAUAAAUCGUACUCGGUAAAAUAUUACAUAUCACGAUAUUAAUUGUAUUGAUAAAACGUAUUAAAAGUACGGAGGAACAAAGCAGUGAUUGUUUAUUUGACUUUAUGUUUUUACUUUAAAUUUCAGUGGUUCAUUUACUGCAUACAGUAACUUAACCUAUUUUUCGCACGAUGCGUUAGUUACUGUGCACAGUAAGUGAACCUAUUUUUCGCUCGAUGCGCGCGUUAGUUACUGUGUCGCUUAUCACAGAUUAGACCAGCCUACAUAACCUCAAACACAUCUCUGUCAUAUUUUUGACGAGAGAACCAAAAAUUUUAUAUAGAAAUGAGUACAUCAAAAAAACAACGUAUGCUGUACACCAACGAAUCCAUCAAUUUAGCUGUAAAAGCUGUUAAAUCUGGGAUGCCAAUAAAUGCUGCAAGCCGAAAAUAUCAAAUACCACGAUCAACUUUGCAUAGUAAAGUAAUCGGCCUGUAUGACAAUAAGAAACCCGGGCCUGUUUCCAUUCUGCCUCCUAAUCAAGAAUCACUACUCGUAGAAUGGAUUUUUGAAUGCAGUUGCAGAGGUCAUCCAGUAACUAAAAUGCAAUUAUUAAACAGUGUUCGCAUUCUAGUAAAGGAAAUGGGAAUCAAAACUCCAUUCGGUGAAAAUGGUCCUGGUAAAAGUUGGUAUUCUGGCUUUUUAAAGCGGCAUGAGGACGUGUGUACACAAAUGACUGAGAACUUAACCCACGCUAGAGCUGCAGUAUCUGAAGGGGCCUUAAAAAAAUGGUUUUCUACAGUAGAAGCACACUUAAAGGAAAAAGGUUUGCUCAAUAUUGAUCCAUCUAGAAUAUUCAGUACAGAUGAAACUUCUUUAUCAUUGGAUCCUAAAUCUGAUAAAGUAUUGAAAAAGAAAGGAAGUAAAAAUGUCUAUUCGAUUAAUGAAAAAGAAGCCUUGACAGUGUUGGUGACAGGGAAUGCGGCAGGUCAACUAGCACCCCCUCUUGUUAUAUUUUCUUCGAAGCACAUACCAAAAGAAAUGUAUGAGAAAAUGCCAUCGGGUUGGAUCUAUGGUACAUCGGACAGUGGUUGGAUGCAAGGAGAACAUUUUUACGAAUAUGUAACUAAUGUAUUCUACCCUUGGAUUAUCAGUACAAAUAUACCUUUACCUGUGAUUUUAUAUGUGGAUGGACAUGUUUCUCAUCUUACACAACCUUUGGCUAAAUUUUGUGUAGCAAAUCGAAUUGAACUCAUUGCCCUACAUCCAAAUUCCACGCAUAUUAUCCAGCCAAUGGAUCAAAGUAUGUUUUGUCCAAUGAAAGCAGCCUGGACAAGGCAAGCGAACGAAUACCGACAACAAAAUAAUUGUUCGAGUGUAUCAAAAAUUGAUGCUGCUCAACAAUUAAAGAGAGUGUUUGAUAAUUUGGAUCUUGAAAGGAUUUUGAGUAAUGGGUUCAAGGCUUGUGGUCUAAUGCCAUUUUCCUCAAAUGCAAUCAAUUAUUCUAAAAUUUUUCAACGAACAAAUACACCAAAUCAAUUAAGUGAGCAGCCAAAUGAUCGAUUAAAUGUAGAUGAAAGAAAUCUAGAUUAUAUCACAACUUUAAAGCGUAUUGAAGAAAACAUUAAUCCUGCAACUCUAACUGUUUUUCAAGCAAUGGGUAAUACAAAUGAAUGGACUGGUCGAACGGAAGACACAAGUCUUUUUUAUGUUUGGAAUAAUAUAUCAAAACUUAUUGAAGGUGAGAGCACUCAACAAAUAUGUCCAACAACGAAAGCCGAGAAACAUGAUGUUGGAAAUAGUCAGCUUGAUGAAAAUGGAAGUAAUAGUAUGGUUGUGCUUGAAGAAGUGAUGAUAAAAGAAGAAAAAGACACGGAAUAGGAAUGCAAAAGAGAUUAAACGAGCAACAAAUGAAAGAAAAAGCAGAAAGUAAUGAAAGUAAUGCUCCUGCCAAAAAGAAGAAAAAUUAUUACAAAAAUUUUAUAACUGAGGUUUGCUGUUGCUGCAUGGUUCAGUGCGAACAAAGCAAGAAUACUUGUCUCCCGAGGAAAUAGUUUGUUACAACUUACUACGAACUUGAAUUUUUACAUUUCAUCUUUGCAACAGAGAAAAUGCAAAUUUGUCAAAUGUUCACUGAACACUGGACUAAUGUAAUGUGUAAGGAUUUAUUUACAACAAAAAUACAAAAGUUCAACCGGUUUAUAAUAGCAACUAAUUGUAAAAUAAAUGCUGAACAAAAUGUACUUUCAUAUGCCAAACAAUAAAAUUUUAACUUAUUGACUUACAGUCAGA
This is a messenger RNA of Megalopta genalis, 2405 nucleotides long. The record is from RefSeq and is a predicted model, not a curated record. NCBI's taxonomy places the organism in Eukaryota, Metazoa, Arthropoda, Insecta, Hymenoptera, Halictidae.